Messenger RNA from Pecten maximus, 3771 nucleotides. RefSeq lists its product as uncharacterized. Lineage: Eukaryota; Metazoa; Mollusca; Bivalvia; Pectinida; Pectinidae. The transcript is spliced from 3 exons. The record is from RefSeq and is a predicted model, not a curated record. The coding region runs from base 222 to 1292 and encodes 356 amino acids.
UGAAUGGUAUAGAAGGCUUUCUUUCUCUUCCAACCCAUUACCAAGGCAACCACUACUUUGUCAUCACUGGGAAAUAUUAUUCUGAAUUCCUUGUUGUCGGUAUAUAUCAAAAUACAUGUGUGCAUGUUAUUCUAAGGUCAAACAAUACAGAAAUUAAGUACAACGGUAUCACAUAUGCAAAUGGAAGUACUAUAACAGAGGUUUUAAAUGAAUACAGUACAAUGCAAGUAUACACGGAGAGUGAUUUUACUGGAACAGAGAUACGGUCUUCUAGAACUGUGAGUGUAUUUAAUGGGAACAAACGCAUUGGUCAGGCAUAUAAAAGAAACCACGCGGCCGAACAGUUACCUCCAAUUGAUAACUGGGGUAACGUCUACGUUACUGCAGCUCCACAAGGUUUUACAUAUGAAUGUAAAAUUAUGUCGGGUUUUCCAAAUACUUUUGUGAAUUACACGUGUUCAACUAACGUAACGGAACAUGUUGAUUUACCAGAGGCUGGCUCUUUCAAAACAUUGACAUUUGGCAAUUCAACCUGUUUCCUGAUUUCAAACAAACCAAUACUCGUAAAUAUAAUCGUAGCAAAUGAUAAUCAACGCCCAUGUUUGAUCACGAUGCCGGCCCUUGAGGAAAUUGAAGGAGAACCGAUGGUAUAUGUACCAGCUGCAAUGGAGAAUGCUCAAUUAGUUAUCGUAACGAAUGUACGAAUUACGGUAAAAUCUGCAAAUGAAACCAUAUCGGAAUACGUCGAGUGUCCCAGUCACAUCAAUACAUGCAUAAUACUGGUGGAAAACUUGAACAGAAAUCAGAUUUACAAGAUUACCCCUAUGAGGCAACCUUUUGUGGUUUCAGUCUAUAUUCAUGGAAUUAAUAUGAAAGGUAGAGGAAUAGGAUAUCCCAUUUUACAACGUACAAAUAAGAAGCAGCAAACGACAACUGAAAAUGCAGACGUCAAGUGUGGAGAAAGUACAGUAUUACCCGGUAGCUCCACUGAGGGUCCUCCCCCGCCACUGGUACUGAAUACAUCGUGCCAAUGUUGUAGCUUUAAGAACUACACUGUAAAUCUGGAAGAGACGUUGAAGCUGCUGAAGGACGAGUUGUACGUCCAUCCGAAAAAGACAACUUUGUACCUCCGCUCUCUCAUCUCCGCUCCAGACCAUAGGGUAGCCUCAAAGGUCAUGGGUUACACGUGUGGAUGUGUUCUUGGAAUUUUUGGAAUUUGUUUGGUAAUCUUAGACAUCGGAAGUCUCCUGGCGAUGUGGGAAAACAUAAAAGGGAAUAUUUGUAAUCAUUAACUUGGUAGAUACAGAUAUAAAUAUUUUUUAUGACUAGAAAAUAACAUUUGCUGUAAUUUGACUUGUAGCAUAAUGUAAGACGUAAUACAUGUACUUAAUUUUAAUCAGCCUUAAUCAUCAACUGAAUCUAAAGAUUCUUGUACUAUUGUAGUAUACGGUGGUAUUGCUGGUUAUAUUGUAAAUGGUGAGGAUUGUCUCAGGAUUAUUUUAGGAACGUUAGAACUGAAUACCUACUGAUGGAACUUGAGAAGAAGCUUAAAAUAGGUGUUCGUGAAAACCAUGAUUGUCCAUGAUCAAGGGGCGGAAAUAUUCAUUAGCCACCAGCACGGAAUAAUUCCUUCCAGCAACUGUCAGACUUCCGACAGGCUAACGAAACCAAGAGUCGACACCAAUUUCCAACUCAAAAUACUCCUUAUCAAACAAACAUAAUUGUACGAUAGUGUCACUAAAAAUCAUAAAGUUAUUAACGAAUCCAGGAACGGAAGGACGACAGCUACGUAAUAAUUUCACAGAUUACAAAUUGACUUAUCUUGCUGGCAUCCGGCCGAAAAAGUGCCUUACCCUACCAGGAACAAGGGGUUUACGAGAAAGUGUUCAAGCAGCCUUCUUAAAUACGCGCUCACCACACGCAGGGGAGAUCGUGUUUAUAUAGUCAUAGCAUUUGAUAAGUCGUUAAACGUAUACAAUGUAAAACUUAAACGAAAUUCAAGUCCAUUUGGAAGUCACAUGAUAUUAUGUGUCUCAAUGGUUGAAAUGAAAAAAAAUAUUGUUUCAUUGUUUGUUGAUUUUAUCAAAACAGUAAUUAUUUAAAGAUACCUACUUUAUUUAUGGUCUACCUUAUGUACAAUUUCAUUUUAAAUAUAGUGUCAAAGGCAUAUGAAAAACAAAUAAAAAAUCGUUAUGUUUCCAUGUGUAUCCUUUUAGCUUCCCUGCAGGUUGAAUGUCAGAAUUGAACCUGUUAUCCCACUCUCCAUGAUUGUAAGAAGUUUCUAAAUUUAGGAUAUAUCUUUUCUUUUUAAAUGUUUCCUCUUCCUAACAUAUCCUUUUUACUUGCCUUAGUUGAGGUUUUUGACAAAAAAAAAGACUUUAUAUACUGUCUUAUGACCGCAACAUAUCAGAGUCUAUCAAUGGUACUUGCUACUCAUUUUUGGAGUGAAAAAACUGGUUUGCCCGUUGUCAGGGUAAUGUGAGCGGAUUGGGUUUACUAUUGAGUGUUUUUGUCAGUAUGUGUCGGUGAAGUAGCAAAAUGAAGUCGGCAUCAACCUUCCAAUACAAACACAGACUCGCCUCAUGCAUGUAGCAGACACGGGAAGCCACCCUUAAAUGGCCUUAGCUGUUGAUAGGACAAUAUAAACAAUACCAAAUCAAACAUUGUAUCAUUUCAGUUCUUAAUCCCUUAGAGACAACAAGCGUGUUAAAAUCGCUAAUAACGAUACCGGACAUUUACAUUAAGUGGCACUUUAAAGCACCUCUUGAAUUUUGGCAUACCAUUAAUAGUUUAUGCCAAAUACCAUUCAACAAACAAACACAGUUUGAUAAUUUACCUUUGUUAUGGUUCCCCCGAACACUGAAAUUAUUCUAAAUGUAAUAUUUAUUGAUUAGUGCUAAUGGUAUGGCGAUUAAAUGGAGUAAAUAUUUCAAUAUUGAAGUUUAAAAAAAAUACACUUCUAAUUGCAGGUGGAAACGUUAUGACUUUUAUUGAUCAAUACUAUUUCGUUACAAUGGAUCUUUUUUUUAUUUUUAAACGCCCUAUUAACAAUUUAUGCAUUUUUGUAGAAAUGCAUUAAUGACACACUGGUUGAUGUUAUUCUAUAUUGAUUAUGUGGCGUAUAGACACAUCAGAAAACAUACGAGCACACUGUAUAUAAUCUUUUGAAAAGAUAACUUCAUUUAAUAUCAAUGGUAUUUACUUUGAUUUUGAUAAUAGGCUUGUGACAGUUCAAUGCUGUCAAAUAUCUCACCAAAAACUGACCAUUCUUCAACGUUUCAAGAUUAUUUUGAAUUACCGCUCGUUGAUCAAAGGUAUUCCUGGGGGCAAUACCGGACAGAGGGAGCGGUUAAACGGGGCCUUGUUUAAAAUUGGAUCACUUAUAAAAACAGUCUGGUUUAUGUUAUCCUGAAAUGACGGGCUGUCCAUCAGUCCGCUCAAAAACCGCAAAUCAACAUUUAAAGGUAUUAUGGCAUCUGCCAGAUAACACAAUGUACACUUCGCCCCUAUUGCAUGAUCGUAAUGUUUUGGGAUCUUCCUUCUAAAUGUUUGUUUUUCUUCCUAACGUCUCCCUUGACUUUGUAAAUAAAUACAAAUGGUAUUUACUACUCCUGCUAAAUGCUAAGCAUAUUAGUAAUGUCAGUCUUAGGGGUUCCAUGGCCAUAUUUCCUAAUAGUGAUUAAAUAUAAUUCCUUCAGGUCGGCCUACACUGUCAACAACCACACGUCUAUUCUCCAUAUUGCCAUUCUGUGUUAUAGGUGAUAUCAUUAC